Molecule: messenger RNA, 1323 nt
Organism: Plectropomus leopardus (leopard coralgrouper)
Lineage: Eukaryota; Metazoa; Chordata; Actinopteri; Perciformes; Serranidae
Gene: npy4r
Product: neuropeptide Y receptor Y4
Biological process (GO): G protein-coupled receptor signaling pathway
Cellular component (GO): plasma membrane; neuron projection
Molecular function (GO): neuropeptide Y receptor activity; neuropeptide binding
Source: RefSeq, a predicted model, not a curated record
AUGUCCCUGAGUGGCAAUGAGAGCCAGUCUUCUCCAUCAGCGACAGCUCUGCCUUUGCCCUUCAACAGCUCCACCGCUCCACAUUCCCUGCCAUGGGAGGAGGAAAGAGUCACUCAUGAUUCUGUGCUGGAGUGGUUGGGGAAUAAGACGCUGUUCCUCUCAGACCUCGCUGUUCUCGGACACGAUGAGCAGUGCCCAAUGUCUGCUGUCCUCACAGCGUGUUUGGUGGUGUGGUACAGCAUGACAAUGGUUCUGGGGCUGGUGGGGAAUAUCGGCCUCAUCUGCAUCAUUGUCCGACGCAGAGAAAAAGUCAAUGUCACCAGCAUUUUCAUCUGCAACCUGUCAUUCUCUGACAUCCUGGUGUGUGUCUUUUGCCUCCCGUUCACUGUCAUAUACACGCUAAUGGACCACUGGGUGUUUGGGUCGCUGUUAUGCCGGCUUGUGCCGUUCAUCCAGUGUGUGUCUGUGACCGUGUCUGUGCUGUCUCUGGUGUUCAUCGCUCUGGAAAGACAUCAGCUCAUCAUUAACCCCUCUGGGUGGAAACCGAGCAUCCCUCAGGCCUACAUGGUGGUCUGUCUCAUUUGGAUUCUGGCCUGCUUCACCUCUUCACCUUUCUUGGCCUUUCAGCUACUCACAAGUGAGCCAUAUACCAAUGUACUUCUGCCCCAGGUUUACCUCAAUGUAUCUCCACCUCAGCCUGUUUCCUACACAUACAAAAACUUGUCUGCGCUUCCAAAUUCAUACCGCACCCUCUUUUCUUACGUCCCCACCUCUCCACAUCUGGAGGCCUGUCUGGAGCACUGGCCCUCCCAGCAGCACAGGCUCGCUUACACCACAUGGCUCCUACUGUUCCAGUACUGCGGUCCACUAAUGUUGGUGCUGCUCUGUUAUGUCAGAGUUUUUGUGCGCCUGCGCCACCGCAAAGACAUGCUGGACCGCGCCAGGGCCCCAGAGAGCCAGUGCAUGACCCACAGCCGCCGAAUCAACAUCAUGCUGGUCGCCCUCAUCACAGCCUUUGCUCUCUGCUGGCUGCCACUCACCAUCUUCAAUGUGGUGUCAGACUGGAACCAGGAGGCUCUGCCCAUCUGCCACCACAACCUGCUGUUCUCCCUCUGCCACCUGCUGGCCAUGUCCUCCACCUGCAUCAACCCCAUCAUCUACGGCUUCCUUAACUCCAACUUUCGGCAGGAAGUGAGGGAGGUGCUCCUGCACUGUCGCUGCAGCCCACUAGAGGAGGAGUGUGAGCGCUUCCCUAUGUCCACUGUGCACAUGGAAGUGUCCCGCACCUCUGUGCCUCUCAACUGCAGGAGCAACUCUGUCUGA